CCGGUGCUCUCUACAGAAAAUAUUCUCCUGUUUUUAAAGCGCCCCUAUCCUCCAUGUGGUCGACAGUGAAAACACCUUGUGUCGUGGUCGAAAAACGACGCAUCAUAGUUGUCUAGACUCUCCGAGAUUAAAGCACGGAAAGCCGAAUUAAAAUUUAAUAGAAAAUAAUGGAGAUCGAAGUUCUUGUCGCUUCAAACUCAAAAUUUAUCGAAAAUGUCAAGGUCAAUCCAAGUACGACGAUAGGUGAAAUAAAAAAUGGACUUUAUAAGACUAAAAAAGCGCCGUACUCCGAUAGGCAGAGCUUGAGAACGCAGCCGAAGGGAAAAUCAUUGGCUGACACGGAUACAAUAAAAAGUCUCGAUUUGAAAGCAGGCGCAAAAUUAUAUAUGAAAGAUCUUGGACCGCAGAUUGGAUGGAAUACAGUUUUCCUUGUUGAAUAUGCCGGUCCACUCAUUGUUUACCUUUGGCUUUACCAAAGACCCUGGUUAUUUUAUGGAACUAUAGAUAGUAAAAUGCACAGUGUAGCUCAUUGGGCAGCUGUUUGUUGGACGGUUCAUUAUGCGAAAAGAUUACUUGAAACCUUAUUUGUACAUCGUUUUAGUCAUGCGACGAUGCCAAUUCGAAAUUUAUUUAAAAAUUGCUCAUAUUAUUGGCUAUUUGCAAUGUACGUCGCCUAUCACGUUAAUCAUCCACUAUUCACUCCUCCAAGUCAUAUGCAAUUUUUAAUAGGAGCUACAAUUUUCUUCUUGUGUGAAUGUGGAAAUCUCAGUAUUCAUUUGGCACUUAGAAAUUUACGUCCACCAGGCACCACUGUAAGAAAAAUUCCAGUGCCCAAUGGAAAUCCAUUCACUGCUCUCUUCAAUUUGGUGUCAUGUCCAAAUUACACGUACGAAGUUGGAAGCUGGCUCGGCUUCACCAUCAUGACCCAAUGUCUUCCAGCGGCACUCUUUGCAUUUGCUGGCGCUUAUCAAAUGACACUGUGGGCUCUUGGAAAGCACAGGUUGUACAAAAAGGAAUUCAGCGACUAUCCAAAAUGUCGCAAAGCAAUAAUUCCUGUGAUUUUGUAAUUAUUUACAAAUUUUUUUUUUACAAAAUGAAAGGUGACAUUUUUUAUUUUAAGUACAAAAAACAAAAAAUAAGUGACAAACUUUUCGUUUUAUUCACAGUUUAUACUAUUUAAAUAAAAAUAUUUGCGAAAAAUGUA
Leptopilina heterotoma is the source of this 1204-nucleotide messenger RNA. It is a transcript of the gene Sc2, whose product is annotated as very-long-chain enoyl-CoA reductase. Gene Ontology annotation, biological process: very long-chain fatty acid biosynthetic process. The record is from RefSeq and is a predicted model, not a curated record. NCBI's taxonomy places the organism in Eukaryota, Metazoa, Arthropoda, Insecta, Hymenoptera, Figitidae. The coding region runs from base 168 to 1067 and encodes 299 amino acids. The transcript has 5 exons. Gene Ontology annotation, molecular function: protein binding; oxidoreductase activity, acting on the CH-CH group of donors.